AAUACAGUUUUUAUUCCACAGAGCUCUGUUCUUGCAGGAGCCUUUUGCAAACCUUGAAGAUGAGGUUUGAGAGUAUUCUGGAGGAGAUUGACGGCUUCGGGCUGUUCCAGCUGGUGAUCAUGGUGCUGCUGGUGACCCCCCGGGUCGUGCUGCCCUGCCACUACCUGCUCAGCAACUUCAUCGCCGCGGUGCCCGCUCACCGCUGCGACCUGCGCGCCCUGGAGGACGGAGGCCUGUUCGGGAACCUCACCCAGGACCAGCAGCUGCUGGUGGGCAUCCCUGCAGCUGCAGGAGAGAGCGGGGAGCCGCAGUCCUGCCACAUGUUUGCAGAGCCGCACUUCCAGCUCCUCUACAACGGAUCCGGGGGCCCCGGCGGCCCCGGCGGCCCCGGGGGCGCGGAGCCCCGCACGGAGCAGUGCCAGAGCGGAUGGGUUUAUGACAACUCCACCUUCACCUCCACCAUAGCAACAGAGUGGGACCUCGUCUGUGAUAGGAAGAGUCUGACCAAAGCCACCAGCACCAUCUUCUUCUUUGGAGUGAUGUUGGGAUCCAUCACCUUUGGAUACGUCUGUGAUAAGUAUGGGCGGAGGAAGACUCUUCUGGCCUCCUACGUCACGUCCAUGGUGUUUGGCAUUUCCAGUGCGUUUUCAGACUCCUACAUCCUGUUUUCUGUGCUGAGGUUCCUGACGGGGUUCAGUCUGACGGGCAUCACCAUCAACUCCGUGGUUCUCAGUAUCGAGUGGGUGGACACGGGUCACAGGUCCACCAUGGGCGUGAUCGGCAGCCUGGCCUGGUCUGUGGGCAACAUGCUGCUGGCUGGCCUCGCCUUCCUGGUGACGGACUGGAGGCUGCUGAUGGUUACUGUCACCGCCCCGUUAGGACUGGCCGUUCUGACCUGGUGGUGGGUUCCUGAAUCUGCCCGGUGGCUUCUAGUCAACGGUCAAGUGGAACAGGCCCAGUUUUACCUUGAGAAAUGUGCAAAGUUGAACAAAAGACCAAAGUUGUCCCUUUCAAAACUUGAGGCUCUUUCCAACACAGAGAUGCUGGAGAAGCAGGACACAAACUACAACUACUUUCAUCUCAUCAAAACCCCUAAAAUGAGGCGGAUGACGUUACUGUUAGGGGUCGUGUGGUAUGGCAUUGCCUCCACGUAUUAUGCAAUCAGUCUGAACAUCACGGGCUUUGGUUUGAACGUGUACCUCACGCACUUCAUCUAUUCAGCUGUAGAAGUUCCUGCCAAGCUGAUGAUUUAUUGUUUGCUCAACAUCGUUGGACGGCGGAAGUGUCAGUCAGGGACCAUGAUACUUACAGGAGUCUGCGUCGCUAUCAACAUCUUUCUCCCCAAAGGUCUGUGGCAUGUGCGUUCUGUUAUUGCCAUUCUGGGAAAAGGUCUUUCAGAAGCCGCUUUCACGACCGGUUUCCUCUACACAACCGAGCUGUACCCCACAGUCAUCAGACAGAACGCGUUGGGCUACACCAGCUUCAUGAGCCGGGUGGGAGUGUCGGUGGCUCCUCUCAUCCUGAUGCUGGAGGACUUCUGGACGCCUCUUCCUCAGGUCAUCACCUGCUCAGUGGCCCUUGUUUCCGGGCUGGUCGCCCUGCUGCUUCCAGAAACUCUGAACCUGAGACUGCCGGAGACUAUUGAUGACAUUGAAAAACCAACCGUUUAAAGUCCCCCGUUGAACUGCAGGUUUAGUGGAGCUUUGGCGACAUCUAGUGGACGCUUUGAGAAUGACAGACGCUCCUCUAUCAGAAACACAUUGAUUGACUUCGUUACACAAUGUCCACUUUUUUAUGUGCUUUGGAACACUGUUUACCUUUGAUUGAAAUAACAAACACAUUAAAUCAUAUGAGAAACAACCCAAUAUAAAUUGAUAGAAAACCAAUAGAAAUAAACUAUUUCCUCUUUUAAGAAGCAAUAUAAUGUUAUAAUGUAUGUUAUAGAAGUUAUUUAAAAAAUAUUUAAAAGGCCUGCGCUGAGAUUUUGAGGGGAACUGUGAUGUAAAGUGAUGUGUAUUUAAGCUGUAAGUUGUGAAAAUAUUCAAAUCAUCCUGGUAUUUUUCAUUCAUUUAUUUUAAUUUCAGAAGAAGUGCUGUCUCUUCUCAUACUCCUGAGUCCUCAGGUAUUUUCCUGGGAGCAAAGAACAUGACAAGCUCUGAUGUGUGAUGAGAAGAGGAAAACAAAGAUCAUUUUUCUCUUCACUGGCUUUUGGAAAUGUGGAAAUAAAGUUUAUGGAAGUACGAGCGCUGUUAUCAUGUCCAGAACAGCUUUUUCUACUUUUUAUUUAGAAAAAACGGUAAAUAUGUGAGAAUGUAAGAAUUAUUAUACACAAAAAGAUUAUUUUUUUAAUGUACAAAGUGGAUAAAACACACUAGAGACUGGCUUGGCUACAAUGUUAUUUAGUUUCAGAUAUAAAGAUAUUUCUGCUCCUUUUCACUGCUCAAUGAAUGUGAUGUAUUGAUAUCAUUUGAUUACAUAUUAACACAUUUUGAAUAAAAUGAAGGGAACUG
This is a messenger RNA of Cololabis saira (Pacific saury), 2510 nucleotides long. RefSeq names its product solute carrier family 22 member 7-like. Gene Ontology annotation, biological process: transmembrane transport. The coding region runs from base 60 to 1670 and encodes 536 amino acids. The transcript is spliced from 9 exons. Gene Ontology annotation, cellular component: membrane. The record is from RefSeq and is a predicted model, not a curated record. NCBI's taxonomy places the organism in Eukaryota, Metazoa, Chordata, Actinopteri, Beloniformes, Belonidae. Gene Ontology annotation, molecular function: transmembrane transporter activity.